UUAGGACUCAAGUUAUUGAACAGAGGUCAUCAUGGCCACGAUUUAAAAACACGAACAAGAUUCGCUUUUUUUGAUUUAGUUUCUUUCAUUAACAACAUCUCUUGUCUGUUAUGUUAGGUGGUUCACUGUGUUGGGAGACUACAGUUGGUCAGGAGCUGUUUAAGUUGACGAUAAUUGACCUGGUAGCCCUGGUGUUCAGUGUGUUGACUGGUGACUUGUUCGUCUCGCUCACUGUCAGAUUCCUCAACUGCUUCCAAGGGCGACUCAUGGAUCUUGAGAAAGUUUUAGGCUAUCCUGAGUUCAAACUGGCAGAAAAUGUGUUACAGCUCAUUAACAGCCAAGGACUAAUUUGGUGAGUCAACAUGUACAAGCACGCAUCUUUUAUAAAUACUUUGACGAUACUGUCAGAGGGAGCAGUCGGGGUCAGGGAAUUGGGGUCCUUGGACUAACGGGGGUGGGGAGUUUACGGGAGAAUGGGGAAACGAGGGGGUAAUCUUCGAUCAGGUGUUCUUUUCCAAGGUGGCAGGAACUGAGAGAAAUAAGAGUAUGUGGUAAUUGAAGAAGAAAACAGGCGGAAACCGGAGGAAAAACGACAGGAAUUGGCAAGUUCCGAGCACUCCCUUUCCUCCUCCAACUGGGAUAAUGAGUUCCGACGCAAGCAACAAGCCUUGUAGUCCCGUCGUUGUCACAAACAUAUAAGUAACGAGCCAAAUUUUCCGAAUCGUGCCAGUUUGAUAAGUCACUCCCGCGGAUGAUGGCAAUACUGGGUAAAUGUUUCGAAUAUAUUGAUAACACUUCAACUCACCUCGGCCUCUCUUAGCUCUAAAAUGACGAGGUGUUGUAUUAUUUUUUCAAGGAUGGGCCUGAUUUUCUCUCCUGGGCUCAUAAUGCUGAACAUUUUGAAGCUGGUCAUCAUCAUGUACAUCAGGAGCUGGGCCGUGAUGGUC
This is a messenger RNA of Orbicella faveolata, 947 nucleotides long. Its product is annotated as transmembrane channel-like protein 3. Gene Ontology annotation, cellular component: plasma membrane. The record is from RefSeq and is a predicted model, not a curated record. NCBI's taxonomy places the organism in Eukaryota, Metazoa, Cnidaria, Anthozoa, Scleractinia, Merulinidae. Gene Ontology annotation, molecular function: mechanosensitive monoatomic ion channel activity.